AUGGCAGAGGAACUGAAGAAGGAGCAGGACACUAGUGCACACCUGGAAAGAAUGAAGAAAAAUCUUGAACAGACAGUGAAGGACCUGCAACAUCGUCUGGAUGAAGCUGAACAACUGGCACUGAAGGGUGGCAAGAAGCAGCUCCAGAAACUUGAAUCAAGGGUGCGUGAACUGGAAAAUGAGCUGGAAAAUGAACAGAAACGUGGAGUUGAAUCAGUGAAAGGUGUUCGUAAAUAUGAGAGGAGAGUGAAGGAACUAACCUACCAGACUGAGGAAGACAGAAAGAACACUCUCAGACUCCAAGAACUGGUUGAUAAGCUGCAACUGAAAGUUAAGGCCUACAAGAGACAGGCUGAGGAAUCUGAGGAACAGGCCAAUGCCCACCUGAGCCGCUUCAGGAAGGUUCAGCAUGAGCUUGAAGAGGCUGAGGAGAGAGCAGACAUUGCUGAAUCCCAAGUGAACAAGCUGAGGGCCAAAAGCCGUGACAUCGGUGGAAAGAAGGAAAGCGUAGAGUAA
Messenger RNA from Bufo bufo (common toad), 516 nucleotides. RefSeq names its product myosin-7. The coding region runs from base 1 to 516 and encodes 171 amino acids. The transcript is spliced from 5 exons. Gene Ontology annotation, molecular function: protein serine/threonine kinase activity. Gene Ontology annotation, cellular component: cytoskeleton; myosin complex; cytoplasm. NCBI's taxonomy places the organism in Eukaryota, Metazoa, Chordata, Amphibia, Anura, Bufonidae. Gene Ontology annotation, biological process: peptidyl-threonine phosphorylation; actomyosin structure organization. The record is from RefSeq and is a predicted model, not a curated record.